AUGGCCAACCAAACCACCGUCACUGGCUUUCUCCUCCUGGAAUUUUCUGACAGCCAGGAGCUGCAGCUUUUAUAUUUUGCCAUCUUUCUGGCAGCGUACCUGGCAGCUCUGAUAGGUAAUCUCCUCGUUAUCAUGGUGGUGGCCCUCGACCACCAACUUCACACUCCCAUGUACUUCUUCCUGAUGAAUUUGUCCAUCCUAGACCUUGGAACCAUCUCUGUAACUGUUCCCAAAUCCAUGGCUAAUUCCCUGUGGAACACCAGGUCCAUUCCCUACGCUGGAUGUGUUGCCCAAGUUUUCUUCUUUUUUUUCUUUGCUACAGCCAACUUUGCCUUCCUCACCAUCAUGGCAUAUGAUCGAUACACUGCAAUCUGCAAACCACUGUACUAUGAGACCAUAAUGAGCAGGAAAGUGUGUGUCCAGCUGACCGUCAGUGUGUGGGUCACCUCCAUUCUCUACUCCUCACUGCACACUGGUAACACUUUUCGGUUACCUUUCUGCCACUCCAAUGUUAUCAACAAGUUUUUCUGUGAUGUCCCCCAGCUGCUCCAGCUCUCCUGCUCUGACUCAUAUCUCAGUGAGGCAGGGAUACUUGUCUUUAGUGCGUGUUUAUUUUUUACCUGUUUUGUUUUCAUUGUUGUAUCAUAUGUUCAGAUCUUUGGUGUGGUACUGAGAAUCCCUUCCAAGCAGGGCCGCCAUAAAGCCUUCUCCACCUGUACUCCUCACCUCAUUGUGGUCUCUCUGUUUAUUCUCAGUGGCAUUUGUGCCUAUUUAAUACCUACUUCCAGCACCCCAUCAGCUCUGGAUUUCAUAGUAGCUGUUCUAUAUGCCAUAUGGCCUCCAACGGUCAAUCCCAUCAUCUACAGCAUAAGAAAUAAGGAGAUCAAAGGUGCCCUUGGUAAAAUUCUUGUCUGGAAAUAA
Alligator sinensis (Chinese alligator) is the source of this 921-nucleotide messenger RNA. Its product is annotated as olfactory receptor 14A16-like. Gene Ontology annotation, cellular component: membrane. Gene Ontology annotation, biological process: G protein-coupled receptor signaling pathway. The record is from RefSeq and is a predicted model, not a curated record. The transcript has a single exon. Gene Ontology annotation, molecular function: odorant binding; G protein-coupled receptor activity; olfactory receptor activity. Bases 1 to 921 code for a protein of 306 amino acids. Lineage: Eukaryota; Metazoa; Chordata; Crocodylia; Alligatoridae.